AUGGACAUCUGCGACGAAGUUCGGGCUUCUCUACAAAAUGGAGGAGAAACCUCAAAUCCAUAUCCCAAGAGUGAAUUGGGUAGUCAAGGUUUAGAGGUCUCUAGAUUGGGUUUCGGGUGUGGGGGACUCUCUGGAAUAUACAAUGCACCUCUCACUCAUGAAGCUGGGUGUUCAGUCAUAAAGGAAGCUUUUUCUAAGGGUAUCACCCUUUUUGAUACAGCAGAUAUCUAUGGAGUUUAUCAUGACAAUGAGAUCAUGGUUGGGAAGGCUUUAAAGCAGCUUCCUCGUGAUAAAAUUCAGUUGGCUACGAAAUUUGGCUGUUUCAAGACCCAGGGGGGUCUAGGAGUCAAAGGUACACCUGAAUAUGUGCGGCAAUGCUGUGAAGCCAGUUUAAAGCGGCUUGAUGUGGACUAUAUUGAUCUGUACUAUCAGCAUCGUGUGGACACCUCUGUGCCAAUAGAGGAUACUAUGGGAGAGCUCAAGAAGCUAGUAGAGGAGGGAAAGAUAAAAUAUAUUGGGUUAUCUGAACCCAGUGUAGACACAGUAAGAAGAGCCCAUGCAAUUCAUCCUAUAACAGCCUUAGAAAUGGAGUACUCUCUAUGGACCCGUGAUAUUGAAGAUGAUAUAAUUCCAGUCUGCAGAGAGCUUGGUAUUGGGAUAGUGGCAUAUAGCCCUCUUGGUCGAGGUUUCUUUGGUGGCAAGGCAGUUUUGGAGAGCUUGCCUUCUGAGAGUAUAUUGACUACACAUCCAAGGUUCACCGGGGACAAUCUAGAGAAGAACAAACUUGUGUAUUCUCGUUUUGCGAAUGUUGCUGCUAAGAAUUCCUGCUUCCCUCCUCAAUUAGCUUUGGCAUGGCUUCUCCAUCAAGGAGAUGACAUAAUCCCAAUCCCUGGGACAACCAAGAUUAAAAACCUUGAUGAUAACAUUGGUUCUUUGGCUCUAAAGCUUACAGAGGAGAAUUUGAAAGAAAUUUGUGACGCCGUACCCAUUGAGGAAGUUGGUGGCCACAGUAAUUACAGUUAUUUGUCAAAAUAUGAAUACAAAUAUGCAAACACCCCAACAAAAUAAUUGUAAAUAGAUAAACCAAAAUGCACGAAAUCCUGCCAGUAAAACCGUUUCUUCUUUGUCUCUGGGUUAUUCUAUCAAAAAAAUAUGUACAAAAUUAAGUGUGCAUCUUCUGUAUAAUGAUAAUUGUCCCUCCAAUUAUGAGCUUUUAUUUAUUUAUUAGGAUUUU
Molecule: messenger RNA, 1234 nt
Organism: Pistacia vera
Lineage: Eukaryota; Viridiplantae; Streptophyta; Magnoliopsida; Sapindales; Anacardiaceae
Product: perakine reductase-like
Exons: 8
Coding region: 1-1068 (355 amino acids)
Cellular component (GO): cytoplasm
Source: RefSeq, a predicted model, not a curated record